Molecule: messenger RNA, 616 nt
Organism: Spodoptera frugiperda (fall armyworm)
Lineage: Eukaryota; Metazoa; Arthropoda; Insecta; Lepidoptera; Noctuidae
Exons: 4
Coding region: 60-500 (146 amino acids)
Molecular function (GO): odorant binding
Source: RefSeq, a predicted model, not a curated record
AUUUAGCUAACAUAUGAAGUUUGAAGGUUUAGGAAGGACAAACUACACAAUAUAACACCAUGUCUAAGAUAAUUUGUUCGGUGUUUUCUUUAGUGGUAGUAAGCCUAAGCACGGUUUAUGCAGACCAAGAUAUGGAAUCAUCCAAUUACAGACGGCAUUCGGUUAUGACCGAAUGCGCUAAUAAGUUUGGAGUCUCAGAACCUGAGCUCAGAACAGCAUUUAGAUCAGGUGAUGUGUAUGACAUCGAUCCAUGUUUCUGGAGCUGCUGCUUCAAGGGAACUGGAGUUUUGAACAAAGAAGGCACCUAUGAUUUAAAGGCUACUCUACCUUUCAUCAAAAUGACAUUCCAAGAUGAUGAUUACAAGGAAGUGCAAGAAAUAGCAAGAAUGUGCGAAAAAGUAAACAAUGAAAUUGUUAACGACGGGGAGGCUGGAUGUGAGAAAGCUGCCUUGUUGAUGUCCUGCUUCUUAGACGGUGGUCGUGAUAGACAAUAUUACUGAAAUGUGGAGGUAAAUUAUUACUCACAGUACAAAUAUAAUGGCUGUUACUGAACAUAAACUUCCAUAUUUAUUUUAUUAAUUCAACUGCUGUAAUUAAAUAAAUACGUGUUGGUAAA